Dunckerocampus dactyliophorus (ringed pipefish) is the source of this 12054-nucleotide messenger RNA. RefSeq names its product amphoterin-induced protein 2-like. The coding region runs from base 328 to 1806 and encodes 492 amino acids. The record is from RefSeq and is a predicted model, not a curated record. The transcript has 2 exons. Gene Ontology annotation, molecular function: protein binding. NCBI's taxonomy places the organism in Eukaryota, Metazoa, Chordata, Actinopteri, Syngnathiformes, Syngnathidae.
GCCGUCACGCAACUCGACCUGCAGGUGAACAGUUCAUUAUGCAGCGUUUCCCUUCUGGCAGCACACACACAAACACACACACACACACGCCCAGACUGCUUUUAGGCUGCACAAUGGUGCGCUUUCCAGCGAUAAAGAGCCCACAAUGCGCUGCGUACUAUCAGGCGAGUGUGCAUGCAGACGCGACCGUGGAGGAGUGGAUGAUCGGAGUUGAACAGGCGGCAGCUUCGUGGGCGUGAAGCUCUUCAAGGCAUCCUCAUGGUAAACCUGACAUGUGUAAGCCAGGUGAGACAGUAACCUGAGAGUCCAUCCUGAGGGAAAACCAGGAUGUGUCCCAUCGCGUCACAACUGAGAGGCGUCCCUUACAAGCCUACAGCUGUCGUCUUGCUCCUCUCCCUGUGUCUCGGCUUCCCUCCUCAGGCGCUGCCUUGCCCGACGAGCUGCCUUUGCGCGAGCGAUCUUGUUUCCUGCAGCGGGUGCAAUCUGUCAGCGCCGCCCUCCGACCUCCCCGGCUAUGCCACGCGCUUAGACCUGAGCCACAAUUCCCUCGCUGUGCUGCCCGCUGAUUGGAUAACCCGGACGUUUGACCGGCUGGCCACGCUGGUCCUCAGCCGUAAUCAUAUCGAGCAAAUUGAGGCGAACGCCUUUGCCGCCACGCCGCAUCUCCUCCACUUAGACCUCUCAUCUAACAAGCUAUCAGUGCUCAACGCUUCCAUUUUUACUGGUCUCAAGGAGCUGAGGGAGCUGCUGCUGUUUGGCAACCAAAUUGUCCACAUCCUUCCCAACUCCUUUAGCGGCCUCCAAAGCCUGGUGAAGCUCUACCUUUCUGGCAACAAGCUGACGUCACUCCCUUUAGGUCUUCUGGAUGGCGCGGGGCCUCUCAACUUGACCUUCCUUGACGUGUCCUCCAAUAGGCUCUCAAGUGUAGAAGUUCACGCACUGCUCGCUCUAAGCCAACAUGGUGGAAUUUAUUUGCAAGGGAACCCUCUUGUGUGCGACUGUGCUUUGCUGGCUUUGUUGGAGUACUGGACGUGGACGCAGUAUCGCCCCCUGUUGGACUUUCAAGAUGAAUACCCAUGUAGGGGCUCAACACUCAAUUGCAGCCUGCAUGAGGUGUCAGCUGAAGGUGGAAGCUACCAAGUAGAUCCAGGUAAAUGGCUGUUGUUGACAUGUCCUGGCUUUGCACCCCUUCCUAUGAAGGAUGCAGCCGUCUUCUGGGUGACCCCUACAACUGUGCUCAAUUCAUCAACGCACAAUCCAAGCGCUCACCUCGCCGUCCUCCCCAACGGCAACCUUGAGAUACGAGGAGCUUUAUUGGAGGAUUCUGGCUCGUACACAUGCGUAGCGGCACGUGGGCGUCCUCACGACCCCGCCGAGUCUCCAGAGGUCACCGUGAUCGUGGGAAACACAAGCGCCGUCGCUUCCAGCGGCCUGGCCCAUCGGAGCGGGACAGAACACUUCAACACGGCUUUCACCACCCUGGCUUCCUGUGUGGUCAGCAUCAUACUGGUGCUGCUCUACCUGUACCUAACGCCGUGUCGAUGCACGGGGAACAGGGGCGGGGCAUCGAGAGGUUGCGGCGGGCGAGCUUUGAUGCUCUGCUCAGACCCCAGGGAAGUUGAGGCAGGACAGAGGAGGUCCAACGGGAAAAGGGUGGCGUUCUUGGAGCCGCAAGUAGAGGACAGCGAUACGGGUGUUGCAAAAUCACCAGUAAUGAGUCCUGUCACCACUGAGGGCAUUCUUAAAAAUGGAAGCAGGACAGUGGGACAGACCCUCACAGACACAACCCUUGUGGUACAAACCUGAAUAAAAGGUCAUGGAUUGCUAAAAAUGUAGUCCACAUUUCACUAAUACCGGAUAACAUAGGAAGAGAUCACAAAGAUGAUUGAAACGUGGGCGGUGGAGCAUUCACACUCGAUAAGGCGUAAAAUUGGUAAAGUCUGUCUGACUAUUGUUAGGUAUGCUGUGAAAACACCACCGUACUGUAUGUGUGAAAUCAACCAAAACCUUGAUGUUUUCCUGAUCAAAAUGUUUCCGCUACACUGACAACGGAGCAACUGAAGGUGACUGUGGCUGUUUAAUGCAAAUGUAGCUCUAUAGUUCAUCCAUGCACAUUUAUAGCUUUAUAAUAGCGUACUUGUCUCGUGAGAUGUGUUAGCACCAAAAUGAUGGAGGUGAGUGGAAGAAAACAGACUUUAAAAAGGUCAAAGUGCACACUUUACCAUGAUUCAGCUCAUUAUAAUACCCUUAGGAACACGACAGUUGCUGUAUGUCUCGGAAUAACGUCACCAUUAUGGGAAGCAGGGACGCCCAAAGUGCGCCCACAAAAACUAAGCAGCAAAAAUGGGAAAUAUAAAGCAAAAAUAACACAAAUAUUGUCUUUGAAUAUAUAUGCAGUAAUCCCUCGUUUAUUGUGGUUAAUUGGUUCCAGACCUGACCGUGAAGUGCCGCAAAGUAGGAUUCCUUCUUGAUAAAUAGAAUAUUUUCAAAGUUGGAGCAUAGAAAACCUGUUUACGACCUUCUAAAUACUUUUUUUUAGCAUUAUUAGAGCCUUCUAGACAUGAAAUAACACUGCUGUAGUCACUUUUACACUCAAAUAAUAGAAUAUAGUAGACAUAAAAAUAGAUAAUAGGACAUCUUACACAUAAAUAAGGCAUAACAUAGACUCAUGUUUCUUGUAGCAUUGCUGCGUACUUCCUGUGGUGGCUGUUGCCGCAUCAGUGGUACUGACACCUAGUGACCAGUGUAGAAUACUACUUUAAUGCCGUUGUUUGUGGUUAAGGAGAGACUCACCAUGCACUUCAGUCACUUUUUUAACAAGCAGCGAACACAUGCAGUGAACAUUCACUCAGGAGCUGCUGUCGGUCACAACUCGGGCCAAUCACUCGCACUCUCCACGCUGCUAACACUGAAAUGAACACAAUCAUCUCUAGCUAGCUGACUCCCGAUGUACUUCAGCCGUUUGUUUUAAAAGGCAGAGAACACAUGCAGUGAACAUUCACACAGGAGCUGCUGUCGGCCACAACUCGCGCCAAACACUCGCACUCUCCACGCUGAAACACUGGCGUCAUGCACGCACACAACAAGUCACAGAUAUUACACUACCUGUACAUACCAUGUCCACAUCCGUUGAAUUUUCAGUAUGCUUCCCUUGGUGGACAAAGUUUGUCAACUGAUUAUCAAACUGUGGUUCAAGAACCAUAACCAAUUUCUGUCACUUUAAAAAAUAUAUAUAUUAAAGACGUAUACAUGUGAAAUAAUUGUGGAAAUGUAUUAACCACCUCAUACACCACAAGUCAGUUACGUACCUGCAAGUACAAACCACAUAUUCUAAACUUGCCAGGCAAAAGUAUUUUUGAGGUGGUAUUGCAUGUGGAAAGGUUUGACAAGAUUUUCCCUUAAAAUCUCCUAAAAAUCUGUCAUUAGGGUCCUCUAAGUGACAUACUGUAUGAGGGAGGCCACCGCAGGAUGGGCAUAAAAAUCGAUUAACCGAUUGAGGCAAAAUGGAGUGCACGACAGCUGCAACCAGCAGACAUGCAGUUUCCGUAAGCCUCAGUUUUCGUAUGAUUCAGCUUUUGUCAGAAAUGUUCGCAAAAAUGUUGCCACUGUCUCGAUCUUCGUACGGUACUGCAUAUAACACACUUGUCCUUUUGCCCUGUACUGUGCUGUUCCGUGAAAUCGAGUGCCCAAUCAAAGUACCCUACACGUUGCUGACUCAUUGUCCAUGCAUUUUUUUUAUUGAGUGUGACUAACAAUAACUCUCCAUGGGGCCAAAGAAAGUUGCAAGUGCCAGCAACUCGAUAAAAAAGGUGAGAAACACUAUUGAAUUCAAUCUCGUCAGGAUGUACGGGAAGUGCGCAUCAACAAUGAGGAUUUAUUUUGCAUUGUUUUCUGCAUGUAAAACUACAACUAUACUAUAACAAUUUUCUUUAAAAUUAAUUUUUUGUUAUAAUUUUACGGAAUAAUUGGUUUUACAUUAUUUUUUGGGGGAACUGCCUUAGUUUUCAUAUGUUUUGGUUUUUGUCCAAUCUUUUGGAAGAAAUUACCAUGGAAUUUUGGUCAGCGUACAAAGGUCCAACUUUAACCAAAACGGAUGUUAACCGAAUAAAAUUUUCAUAUAAUAAAUAAUGUAAACCCAAUUCAUCCGUUCCAGAAAGACAAUUUUGUUUAACUAGCUAAUAGGAUGCUGACAAGGAAGGACAUUUUGUGAUAAAAAAAUACACUAAGAACACCGUCGGACUCAUGCAGUGUGUUAACAACACGACAAGAUGCGCGUCUUAUUGUAUGCUAAUCAGGCAAGCAAACCGAGGCAAAAUUGUGGUGUAAAUUUUCGACGCUAACUGAGGAUCCACCGUACGUCAAACCUUUUGGACGAAAUUAAUAACGAAAACCGAGGUUCCACUGUAAGGGGAACUUUACAUGAGCGAAAUGUGUGACGCAGCCUUGUACCCAAUGGAGUGUCCGGGGAGUGUAAUACACAUAAAAAUGGUAAGCUGUAUCAUAUCAUAUGCGUUUUGCUUUGAAUGAUGACUAAUAAUUUAACAUAUUUCAAAAGUGUCAACCCAGUCGCUUGCUUUAUUUAGAAUAUGAUAUAACAAAAAACUGUCGACUUUGAUCACGCUCCUUUUUACAGAUAAAAGUAGCGUCACAAGCAAAGCAAUUCUCAAAAGAAGCGGCCUGCGAACGCCUCGCAAAGCAAGAGGCUGCGGAGUGAAGUGUCAUUCAGUCAGUGUCACAGAAUUAGAAAAGCGCUGACCCACAUACUCCCUUUGUCUGUUAUUUUUAGACGUGCGGUGUCAUUUCCAAGGUGCCCAGAAGCGUGAUGUUGUUUUCCUUGCUUCUACAUGUGUCUCGUCCACACUGCAUUGUUUUCAAAUAAAAUGUCUGCUUGGACAGGUUGAAGGCAUGACAUGUUUUUUUUUUGUCAAAAUGAAAAGUAGUGUUACAUCAGAAGGAUUUAAAGCAUGGCAAAUAACCUCUUAGUGAGUCAGCAAAUCACAAUUUCCCCCAAAAUCCUCUUACGGCCUUUUCAUUUGUGAGUAAAAAAGUGAAACCUUAAACCUUUUUUGCACGCUUUUUUUUUUUUACCCCCCCAAACCACUUCAGAUGAUUGUACAAUUGUUUCGGUGGCAGGGAGGACAAAUAAGGAGCCUUUUUUCCGGUGGCGGAGAAAUUGGCUGGUGCUGAUGGAUCCCAUCGGGACCAAUCUGAGCACCUUAGCACUUCUAGGGACGAGGUGUUAUUCUCACGCUAACAUGAUGACUUUUAAUGAAGCAAUGCAGGUAGCCUCUCAUUACACGGGACAUCAUUAAAAAAAAAAAACCCUCUGGUUCAACUCCAACAUUACUGCAAAAGUAAAUCCUUCAUUCAUGUUAGCAUAGUACUAUUUAGUCGUUAUUUAAGUCUAUUUUGCAGAAUAUGCUCCAAUAAAUGCACAUACUUUGCAGCAUUUUUGUACUGGAUUGUCAUUUUUCAUUAUUUAAGCUCAAAAGGUGUUUUUUUAUGUGUACUGUAUAUAUGGCAUAAAGAAGUGGUAAAAUACUGUAAGAAAUGUAUAGGAGGGAUUGGUAUAGCUUUUAAAACAAUGAUAUAUUCUUUAGCACAACCUCCUAAAGGAGCCCGAUCCUGCAUUUACAGUUUGUCAGACUUAUGUUUUAAAAUGCUGUACUCUUGUUCUGCCUGAUGUGGAAGCGCCAUCUCAUGAGGUUGGUGUGCUUUUAAAAGAGCCCUGCUUUCAUUUUUAGGCCGCGACUAAAUCUUGUGAGAUUUCCACAAGAUCCUUUGAAUUUCACACGUCACACCUUCAGGAUGUCCAUGUAUAACAGGGGUGUCCAAAGUGCAGCCCGGGGGCCAUUUGCAGCCCGCAGCUGUUUUUUAUUGGCCCACGGCAAAAAAAACAACAAAAAAACAGCAAACAUUUAAAAAUCGAAAAAGUCGUAAUUUUACAAGAAAAAAAAAUCCCAUUUUAGUCGCAUAAAAUGUUAUUAUUAAUGUAAUUAUUAAAGAAAAAAUAAAUUUUUAAAAGUCAUAAUGUUAUAAGAAACAAACAAUUGAAAAUGAGGUUGCGGAAAAAGUUAUAAUGUCACGAGAAUAAAGUCAAAAUAUUAUUGGAAUAAUGUCUUAACUACAGAAGAAAAAGACAAGAAGAAAGUUGAAAUAAUUGGAAAAUUGAAAAAAAAAAACAGCAUAAGUGGAAAAAACGUCUGUAAUUUUAUUAGAAUAAAGUCAAAAUAUUACGAGAAAGAAGUUGUCUUCUAAAGGAAGAAUAGUCACAAUUUUACGAAAAUAAACUUGUAAUAUGAGGAAAAAAUAAUAUCAUUUUAGUAGCAUAGAGAUGAAAUAUUAACGAAAAAGUAUGUUACUUUUUAAAAGUCGGAAUAUGAGAAAUGGAGAAAAGUAACGUAAUGUAAUUUUUGGAAAAUUAGGUUGGGGAAAAAGUUGAUAUUAUGGGAAUAAAGUCAUAAUAUUACGAAAGACAAUUUAUGAAGAUUAUUUAAGAAGAAAGUUGAAAUAAAUUUUAAAAAUCAACAGAAAUAAUGGAAAAAAAGAGCAAACAUCAAAGUUCAUACUAAUAAUACACUUUCUGAGAUACAGUUUUUUUCUUUUCUUGAUAUAACUUCUUAACAUAUCUCCAUGUGUUGCUUCACAAAAUAUCAAAGUGGCCCCUGCAUCCUGUCAUUUUUCAAUAUGUGGCCCUCGGUGGAAAAGGUUUGGACACCCCUGAUGUAUAUCAGCUGAUCAAGUAUCCAGCAUACCGUUUGUCACUUUUUCUUGAAAAUGGCAGCCAUAAAGUGUUUUUCCGGAUGUAAGAAUUGUGCAGAAUUGAGCAAUGAAAAUAUAUUUUUGUUUCCGGGGGAGCUAAAGACCUGGCGCACAGUUACAGUUCACAGCUGUUAGUAAACAAAGCACAGUUCGCCACCGAAUUAUCCAAUAUUCAUCUAAUUACAGUAUAUCCAAUACCAGUUCUUCUUUACUGUUUGCUAAUAACCAUCAGUUGCAAUGAGCCGACUGCACUUUUUUAUGAAGUUGAGCCAAAUUUUUUUUUGCGGUUUCUUCAUCGCCGGUGCUCGCAAGCUUCUUCUUCGUCAGUGUUUGCGGCUAUUUCUUCGGCGAAGUGGGCAUGGAAUCUAGGAAUCGAAAUAAGAAUCGGAAUGUUAGUCCCGGUGCUCGAUGCCCAACCCUAAUUAUAAUGUUGGUUAGCAUAUCAAAGCAUAUCAUAGCAAUCGCAAAUCAUGCAAAUAUGGUUCUUUGAGACUACAUGAGCUCAUAAUUGUGUCCAGGAAAAGGGGAUUUGGAAAAGGACAUGCAGAAGAAUAUGUUAGCGUCAAUAAUUUCAGCAUUUCACAUUUUGUAUGACAUUGAAUGGAGUUAAAAGAAGUAUUAAAAGCUGUGGGCCUUUUUACCAGCAGACUGACAACGCUUUUCCUAAUACAUUAUAUCACAUGAUUAGGAGUUAUGACGGGCGCUAAAACCAAAAAUAUGAUAUUACAUAACCAAAUCUUACUGUGGUUAGACGCACUUAGCUUUAACGACGACUGCCUUGAUCAAUAUCCUCCAUCAGGACAUUUCAUCUUCUCAGUGCCAAGUAUAAAUGUAACUUCCUGACUAUCCAUAAGUGAAACGUUGCAAAAGUUUAAUGAAAGCGUGGCUCAUAUUGCUAAAAUAGCAACAUUAAUGGGAGCCCGUUCAAUAUAAUGGCACCAUUUGGCAAAUGGUUCUCGCUGUUUAAUUAACGCGGUUUCCAAGCUCCAUUCACCUUGUUCUGACUGUUCCCUCCAGAGCUGUGUAAUCCAAAAAGAGGUCAUUUACAUGCCUGCAUUUUUUUUUAACAAUGCUGCUGCUGAGCAUGCCCCCGGUCGACCCACUGCUUGUUAGGAAAAGUACAAUUUCUGCAAUCCUUCUGGUGUGAGUUUCCAUUCUAUUGGAGCUGGAGGCCCUGGACUGGCUCACGUGCAAGACUAAUGAAUGAAAGCUUGUCAAAGUUGCAUCAAAAAUUAAUGCAGUGUGAUGGACACCACUGUUCACAACACAGGCUUGUGUGUUCUGGUAUUUGGAGCAUGCACACGCAACCCACCCCCUCCAGUGGAAUUUGAAACAUUAAGACAGUUUGCACAUGUGCAUCACCCUACCUGCUUCAGUCCUCAGGAGAGGUACAUAGGAAAUAUAUGACAAAUCAACACUUUUAGCAUUGCUUAAAGCAAGAGGAGACUCAGUACUAUGCAGUAAACAUAAACAGGUUGGAGGCUUUUUAUAUAAAAUCGUACAAAACUGCCAUGGGUUCUAUCGCUGUUGUAUAAGACACAAUAUUUAAUAACUACUGCAGUGUUUGUUCAUAUUUUAUGCAUAAUCAUAAAGAAAUUUGGGGUAUGGAAAGUGUUGGAAAAAUAUUAGAUUUUGCUAAAUAAAAAAGCAAUAUAAAAUACAAAAUCAAAUAAAUUCAAUGAAACAAAAUACAAUACAGUAAUAUGAAUUCAUUGAAUUUCAACAUUCAAAAUACGGUGCCAUCCAACUAAAAACAAGAAAAAAAACAAUCAAAUUGGCAUGAUUUCAUUCGGAUGUGGCUGUCAGCUGCAAUGACACCUGCACAACCGAACAACGAACGACACUCUCUGUGACGGCGAUAUGUCUUUUCCUGUCGCUCCCUUGGAAACACUGACUGACUGAAGGCACCAAAAAGGAGGAGCAAACUUUGCACUAAGCUGCAAGCAGGACUAUAGGAUAAACACAUUGCUGGUGAAAUCACACUUCAAGGCUGUGAGGCCCUCUCACGGCUUCGUAUUUGAAAUGUAAUAAAUACAAAAUAAUAAUAAUAAUCACAUAAAAACAUGUGAUUAUUACAAAGUCGAUGAUGAUGCCAAGAAGAGACUUUUGAGUCUGAUAUAUUCAUUAGUUAUGAAAGGAGAUGAAGGAUAAGAACUCAUGUCUUUUUUUUGUACUGGAUUGAGACCAAACAAGUCCAUGCUGAGUUUAUGUAAUCAAAUGGAGUCAGAGAGCCAGUGGGGAUAGAAAGUCACAGCAAAAAGUAGGUUACUUAAAAGCAGGGGGCCAAAUGUCACAAAUGGACACGUUCAAUACUCGAUUUUGUUGGUUCUUGAACCCUCCUAGACAUAUACAGUCAUAGUACAUACAGUACAUGACUGACCAAUGGAACCUUUAGCGUCAUUCAUUUGUUCCGGAAGGUCAGACUCUAAACAAAAUAACAGAAUCAAAUUUCCCCAUAAGAAAUACUGUAAAUCCAAUGAAUCCCUUCCAGAAAGCCAAAAAUUUAACACAAAACAUUUUUAUAGUUUUACAGUUAUACAUGUAGUAAAUGUAUAGACUACACCGGUGUAUAAGCCGCACCCACUAAAUUUACAGGAAAAAACAGUUAUGUUCUUAUAUAAGCCUGCAAUGGUGUCCACAUGAUAAAGUGGCAUGUUGUGGCAUUCUGUGAGGACCAGUCAGCUCUUCAUUUGACAGGAGACAAUCGAGAGCUAUGAAUAAACUCACAACAAGCCUGUCAACCCAUUGGAAAUUGCAGGAGGUCAUUUCUUAGUAUAACAGUCUGACUCACGGUUUCAUCUUACAAACAACAUGAAACUCAUCACACAGCAACUAACCCUCAAACGUUACUCCUCAGAAAUAUAGAAACAUGUAUCAAAACGAGUUUUAGACGAAAAAAAAACAACAUUUUAAAGUGUUCCCAUAAUUCAUUUCAUUUGAGAUAACCAUUUCAUUGGAGGAGAGCAUACUGUAGAAAGCAUGGAAAAUGGCACUGCAAUGCUGCCCCUGUCCACCAGCAGGAGCCAGAGCACCCGGAGCCCAAAGUAAAAAGAGGGAAGCUGAUGUCACUGCAGCGCCCCAAUGAAUGUGUUGCUCAGAUGCAAUGCCUGAUGGGAAAACUUUAAAAAGUUUUUUGUUUUUUUUUUAAGUCAUAUUGGGACGUGUAUAUACACCUUAUAUACACCCAAAGGAGAUGUUAUUGCCACACUGCUGCAGGGUUCAAAAUUUAAGAAAAAAAAAGUUAGCGGCUUAUACACCGGAAUUUAUGGUAAAUAUGAAUGACGAAUGAAAGGGAUAAAUGAACCUUUAAGGUGACUUUUACCUUCAGUGAAGAUGUGAUGCUGAAAACAGGAAGGUAGUGGUGGUUGAUCUUGCUGCCACAUCGUGUCUUUGAACAGUCACGUUUUCAGUGAAGGUGAAAGUAACCUGAAGUCCAUUUAUCCCUUCCAUUCGUCAUUUAUAUGCAUUUAGAAUUGUUUUAUGCAAGCACAUUGUUCUAUCGCUACAUCGCGGUUCACUUUUCGUGGAUUUGUUGUUUCGCAGAUUUUUUUAAGUGCAGUUUUGCAUGUUUUGGUUUUCUGUGUGUUCUGCGUCCUUGUGGUGUAUUAGGGCAAUCUAUCGGUGCUCUGUUGUCUGUGUCUGUUAUUGUAUUUACUACUGCUACCAGUAGAGGGUGUUGUAUACUCAUGUUGAAGACGUGUGCAGCGCCACCUCUUCUCAGUAUGUGUUUGUGUGCCUCUACAAGCAUAUUAGGAACCCACAGAAGACAAUAGCCGGCUAAAUACAGAGCUACAAUAGUCCUUAUUGGCUAAGGGAGAAUCCGCCCAUUGUGUUUGGCGUCCUGAUUGACUGUAGACCAUUGUCGUGCCGUUUUCUGCUGUGGUCAAUCGUUGCUAACAAACGAGCUAACUGUGUGAGGUGCUUGCUAACCGCCAAUAAACAAUAGAAGAAGAAGAAGAAGAAACUAACCGGCUAAAUGAAUCAUCUUUUGAAGGAGUAGGACGAGGAGGACAACGACAGCACGAGGGAUAUGUUUUAACGAGGAUACGAAAACGCUACAGUCGAACAGCGGCAGGACGAAGCACGGUCAGAGGAGUGAAUACCCAUGAGUCACUUAAUAAUUUCUUGCGUCCAACCUAGUAGGGUGACCAUUAAAAUUGAAGAAAUUUUAACUUUGAGAGCGUGUUUAAAAGAGAGAAAUGUUAAUGCCCGUCUGAGAAAAGUGUUUAAAGUGUAUCACGCAGUUUAUUAACAACACGCAUAUUGUACGUUAACGGGAGAAUGCGCACAAACAGAGGCAAAAUUGUGGUUUAAAAUUUCAACAUUAACCAAAAAACAUGCUAACCAGGGCGGACGCUAACCGAGGCUAUUAUAUUUCAGACAAAUCCACCACAUGGUAGCAGUUAUUAAACCUUACACAACCUAACUUUAGGGAGUUUAGUCGAAUCGCAUCUAACUGCCCAUAAGUCGUGUGUCUAAUGAUUAUAAAACUUUGAUGAUAUCACAACGCAUAGGGGGUGCCACAAAUUCCAUUUAGAGCAGUGAUUCCCAACCGCUGUGCCGCAGCCUUAUCCAAUUUCACCUACUUGUUUUCUCUAAAUAAUGUAUGUUUGUUCAUCAUUCCAUUUUAAUUUAUACAUUUGAUUUUUUGUAUCAUCCUCUGACCCUCAAAAGGUUCAGUCUACUUUUACCCCCUUAUUCAAUCAUUGUAUAUAUUUCCUGUUUGUUUUUUUUUAACUUUGCUUUUUCUUUUUUUCACUUUCAGCUUUCCUUUGUCAGAGAUCUCCACAGCGAGUCAAUCGUAUGACCGGUUUAGUUUUUACGCCGGCUGCCCUUCCUAACACAACCCUGGCCACAAAUCGAACCCAUGCCCUCUGCCAUAAAAAAGCAUGAAAGGCAUCUAAUUACUUUUCAGCUAUCCAGUUAUUUUGAAUCACCGAACACUCUAUUUCAUCCUUUUCAUUCACCUUAGAACAAACUGGUUAAGUGGUACAUGUGAAACACAGGAAGGGAACAACUAUCAGUCAACGGAGAAGGGGUAGGAUUAAAUAAGCAUUGCUUCUUCCUACUCUUUUUUUUCGUGCAAGUGUAAACGUGAUGUAUUGCUAUGUAAAUUGUUUUGCAUGUUCAAAAUAAACGAAAUUAGUAGUGUUGCCGUAUGCGUCAUGUUUAUGAAUCAGCUUUGCAUUUUGAUGUCACAGCACAAUGUGUCUGCCUUUGGGACACUAAUCAGUUUUUCUUUAAUGGCCUGGAUUCAUUAGCUUCUUCUGUUCUUUGCCUCCCAGAAUAUUG